AUGUUUAAAACGAAACGACCUAUCAGAGUGCUAAGUUUAUUUGAUGGAAUUGGAACAGGGAUUCUGGUACUAAGAGAAUUAGGUAUGAAUGUAGAGGAAUAUUAUGCUAGUGAAAUUGAUAGUGAUGCUAUGAUAGUGACAUCUGUUCAUCAUGGUGAUAUUGUACAACAAAUUGGGGAUAUAACAGAAAUCACAGAAGAAAUAAUAUCUUCAAUACUACCUAUAGAUUUAUUAUUGGGAGCAUCACCUUGUAAUGAUUUAUCAUUAGCUAAUCCAGAGAGGAAAGGUUUUAAUUUUGGUGGGACUGGUAUACUAUUUUUUGAUUUUGUAAGAAUUCUAGAAAUUAUUCGGAAACUUCAAGAUAAACAGAGACAUUUAUUCUGGCUGUUUGAAAAUGUAGCAUCAAUGAAAUUAGAAUUUAAGAAAGUAAUAUCUAGAUUUUUAAAGUGCCCAGCUGCUAUGUGGAAUUCAAGUUAUUUCAGUGCUCAGAACAGAUCUCGUUAUUUCUGGGGUAAUAUACCAGGAUUAUUUAGUACUCCAUCUGUUUCAUCCUAUAGUCAUGAGAAGGUAAUGUUAGACAAUUUUCUUACCAAGAAAUGUAAACGUCAAGCCACGGUAGAUCAGUUACGUACUGUUACAACUCGUACUAAUAGUUUAAGACUAGGUAAAGAUGAUAAAGGCUUUCCUAUUAAAAUGGAUGGGCAGGAUGCAGGCAUAUGGAUACCAGAGUUAGAAAGAGUAUUUGGUUUCCCCUCUCACUACACAGAUGUUCAAAACCUGCCCUCAACCAGACGCCAGAAAUUACUAGGAAAAGCUUGGAGUGUUACAGUUUUGAAAAAUAUUCUGAAACCAUUAAAGCAGUAUUUUCAGUGUUCUGCAGAGGAAGGCAAGAGAUGA
Molecule: messenger RNA, 897 nt
Organism: Lottia gigantea (owl limpet)
Lineage: Eukaryota; Metazoa; Mollusca; Gastropoda; Lottiidae
Exons: 7
Coding region: 1-897 (298 amino acids)
Cellular component (GO): nucleus
Molecular function (GO): methyltransferase activity
Source: RefSeq, a predicted model, not a curated record